Molecule: messenger RNA, 2865 nt
Organism: Ricinus communis (castor bean)
Lineage: Eukaryota; Viridiplantae; Streptophyta; Magnoliopsida; Malpighiales; Euphorbiaceae
Product: putative pentatricopeptide repeat-containing protein At5g43820
Exons: 4
Coding region: 289-1989 (566 amino acids)
Molecular function (GO): protein binding
Source: RefSeq, a predicted model, not a curated record
AGAGCAAAUUAUGGAGUGAUAGGCGAUUCAUCGCUACCUGUGUGCUUUAUCUUCUUUGCUUUGCGCUGAUUCUACUAUCAAUUCGGUUGGACAUGUCUUUUCCACGAUCUCAGGAAAAUGAACAGAAAUUAGCAAAGGCAUUAAGCACAAUUUUUUUCUUUUCAUAAACAAAUCCGUCAAUUGAUAAAAAACAAAGUUCGGUUAUUCCACUUCCUCUCUGAAUGAUGAAUCUAUUUGUAUGAAACGCUGACGCGUCCUAUGAAUUAACGAAGCUUUAACAAUCCUUCAAUGGCGACUCAUAGCCAACAGUUUUUAGGGUUUCUCACGCGCUUGAAGAAAACCAGGUACCUUUCAACUUACCUUCACUCAUCAAUCUCAAAUUUUCCAUUUUCGACCCAAAAUUGUCAACUCGACACUUUAGGCAGCGAUCCAUCACUUACUAAACUCAAUAACCAAUCUAAUAUUGACGAACGUUAUAUUCUCCGUGAGCUCUCUGAUUUAUUACCAAUCUCUCAUAAGGCUUCAAUUGCUCGCUCGUAUGAACUCAACCAAUCAACUAAGCAAAGUGAAAAUAGAGGAGUUGUUGCUGAUUGUUAUUUGUCGCCUGAAGAUAAAUUGAGAGGGGUAUUUCUGCAAAAAUUAAAGGGAAAAUCAGCAAUUGAGAAUGCUUUAGGGAAAAUUGGUGUGGACUUGAGCAUAGAUGUUGUUGCCAAUGUACUGGAUAGAGGGAACCUGGGAGGUGAAGCAAUGAUUAUCUUCUUUAAUUGGGCGAUUAAACAGCCGACGAUUCCUAAGGACAUUCAUAGUUAUAACGUUCUCAUUAGGGCACUAGGCAGAAGGAAAUUUAUUGACUUUGUGCUGAAAGUUUUGGUUGAUUUGAAGGCAGAAGAUAUAAAUGUUAAUUUGGAGACCUUAUCAAUUGUUAUGGACAGCUUACUUAGGGCCCGACAAGUGUAUAAAGCUAUUCAAAUGUUUGGAAACUCAGAAGAGUUUGGAUUUGAAUGUGAUACUGAAUCUUUGAAUGUGCUUUUGCAGUGCCUGUGCAAGAGGUCACAUGUCGGUGCUGCAAAUUCAUACUUUAAUUCAGUGAAGGGGAAGAUUGCGUUUAAUAAUACAACGUAUAAUGUGAUAAUUGGAGGUUGGUCUAAAUUUGGCAGGAUUAGUGAAAUUGAAAGGAUUUUGGAGGCAAUGAUUGAAGAUGGUUUUGAUCCUGAUUCUUUGACUUUUAGUUGCUUACUUGAGGGUUUGGGAAGAGCUGGUAGGAUUGAAGAUGCUGUUAAGAUUUUUGACAAUUUGAAGGAGAAAGAUCUUUUGCUGGAUACUGCUUGUUACAAUGCAAUGAUUUCUAAUUUUGUUUUGCAUGGGGAUCUCGAUGAGUGUAUGGAAUAUUAUGUGUGUAUGAUGAGGAAUAAUUGUGAUCCAGACAUUAAUACUUAUACGAAACUGAUUUCUGCUUUUAUCAAAGGUAGAAAAGUGGCUGAUGCACUUGAAAUGUUGGAUGAGAUGUUAGGUCGAGGAAUUGUACCCACAACAGGUGAUAUAACUUCUUUUAUUGAGCCUCUUUGCAGCUUUGGUCCACCUCAUGCUGCAAUGAUGAUCUACAAGAAGGCAAGAAAGGCUGGAUGUAAAAUAUCACUCACUGCAUAUAAACUAUUGCUGAUGCGGCUUUCGAGAUUUGGUAAAUGUGGAAUGCUGUUAAAUAUAUGGGAUGAGAUGCAAGAAAAUGGUUAUACAUCUGACAUGGAAGUUUAUGAGUAUGUCAUUAAUGGACUUUGCAAUAUAGGGCAGCUUGAAAAUGCUGUACUAGUGAUGGAAGAAUCUCUGCACAAGGGCUUUUGUCCAAGCAGACUCAUAUAUAGCAAACUAAAUAACAAACUACUUGCUUCAAGUAAAGUAGAAAGAGCAUACAAGCUAUAUUUGAAGGUCAGAGAUGCUCGUUCCAAUGAAAAUGCUCGCAGAUUUUGGCGUGCUAAUGGCUGGCACUUUUGACUGGUCAUUCUUGGCUACUGCAAACAUGUUCUACAUAUUUUUUUCCUUACAACAGGCUUAUGCUUUUCACCAGGAGAUGAUUUUUACAUGUGGAUGGGACUGAACUGAGUAAAUAUUGAAAGUUUAUGAUGACAAAAAGCUGUCUCACACUGCAACAUACACUUAUAUGCAUCAUGACACGGAAGAGCCUCAUGAGAAUCUUGGUGCUUAUCAUUUUCUUAUUCAAGGGUGCCAGGAAAAUUUGGUCCCACAUUCCCUUGGAGCAUGCUUUUUGGUGCAUGCAUUGCCUUCUUAAUUUCUGAGAGAUGUAUUGUCAAAGUUGAAAAGGCUGAUUCAGAAUUAUCUUCCAUUUCAGAGCACUCUGCCAGGCCAACACUGUCAUUCAGAGAUGAAAGCUAGGGAAGCGACGAGAGUCUGUUAUUAUCAUGGCUUCAUUUGGAAUGCAGCUUGAAAUUUGCUAGCAGAGGCAGUUCUUAUUUGCUUGAGAUGGAUUUUAUAUGAUUUCACUAAUUGUUGGCACAAGCGAUCAUCUUCACUUAGAUGGGAGAUCUGGAUGUCACUUCUCCAAUUCUUAGAAGAUAGAAAAAAAAAGGUUUUGAUUCUGCAUAUCUUUUUGUUCUACUGGCUCUUCUAUAAUCGCUGUUCACCUAUAGAGGAUAACAAUAUUAUAGAUGGAUCAUGUCCUUCCCCUGUCUUCUUUAGCUUAGAUUUCACCUAGUGUACAAUCUGAGUGAAGUGAGCUGCAGCAAGACGGAUGUAGUUAGUUACUGCAUGUAGCCCCUUUGGUGGGAAUCAAAGGGGUCAUUAUUUAAUAUCACAUGACACCCAUGUCCUCAAAAUUGUACCUUUAAUUAAGUCUCUUUAUUUUUGUGAAAA